UUAGCAUCGUUUGAGAGCUAAAAUUUGAUUCAUUCUCUACUCAAAAUGAUUUGACAUUUCUAAGCUAAUUAGAGAUGAAGAAUUUUGCGCUUGCUCCAUUCAUGUUUGACGAUGCGCGCUUAAACGAGACUUGGCGGGCCAAUAUAAAUAUAUUCUGCAUCUGGAUGUUGUUGUUGGACAUUUUUCAUUCAACAACCGUAUCGACAACAGCCGUAACCGACAAUGAAAUUCGUGUUCAAACUGCUUUUGGAAUAUAAAAUAUCGAUUUCACAUUUGAAUGAUUUUUUUACCACCAGUUAUCAUCACUCGAAUAUAAUGUGAACUAGUGUAAUGGGUUUUACGAAGAAAAUUUGAUGGAAAACAAAGACUGGCCAUAAUCGACAAUUCGAAUUGGUUGGCUAGUCAUCAUCCAUUGUUUUUUGUUUUAUUCGUACCACGAAAUGAAUCACGAUUCAUCCAAUGAUACAGCAAACAAUAUUUUUUUACAGUUCUUUAUCGAUCGAUUGAAUUCAUAUCAAUCACAUGUGAAUUAUCUGCCCAUCAUAGGUCAAUCAAUCGAUCACAUUAAAUAUAAUCAUAAUGAACAACAACAACAACAAAAUGUAUCAUCAUCAUCAUCACCAUCAUCAGCAAUAUCGACUGAACGGAUUAUAUUGGAUCAAAUUGUACGUGAUAUGGAAACACAAUCCGAUGGCCCACUAUUCAAUAACAAUUUCAUAACAACAGUUUUUCCAUCUACAUUGAAUUAUUCAUCGAUAGUGUCAUCUUCAUCCACUGUUGUCAAACAAUUGAUUUAUGAUAAUAAUAAUAAUCAAGAUGUUGCGGUGUCCAUGGCCUCUACGCCGCCAACAACCGAACCAAUCUGGGAUCCGGAUCUGGUUGCCGAUCCACUUUGGACCACAAUACCGAUGACAAUUCUAUAUGUGUUGAUAUUGGUCACCGGUGUGAUAGGAAAUGUCCUAACCUGUGUGGUGAUCGCACGAAAUCGUUAUAUGCAUACGGCUACAAAUUAUUAUCUAUUUUCAUUGGCCAUUUCUGAUCUUUUGUUAUUGGUUCUAGGAUUACCCCAGGAAAUCUAUCAAAUCUGGUAUCGUUAUCCAUACGUAUUCGGUGAAGCGUUUUGUAUACUGAGAGGUUUUUCCUCCGAAGCAUCUACAAAUUCAUCUGUAUUGACCAUAACAGCAUUCACAAUGGAACGUUAUAUUGCCAUAUGUCAUCCAUUACGUGCACAUACAAUGUCUAAACUUUCACGUGCAAUCAAAUUGAUUGUCAUUAUAUGGAUGCUUGGAUUUUUAUGUGCCGCUCCGAUUGCCUAUCAAUUUGGCAUCGUUUUUGAUUAUUUAAAUGGCCAAAUACCAAUACAACAAUCGGCUGCGUGUAAUAUAAAACGACCAGUUCCAUAUCUAGAGGAACACAUUUUUGCCUUAUCUUCGUUGAUUGUGUUCGUUCUUCCUGUCACAUGGAUCACUGUUUUGUACAUAUUGAUUGGAAUUAAACUGAGACAGAGCUCAAAAAAUGCAAAUCCCGAUAUGGCCCGUUUACGUCGUCGUCCAAUAAAACGUUUGCGUGCAGUAAGUCUUAGUAAACGAUUCAUUCAUUUAGCAUCAGCUGCUGAUGCCGCCACCGCCACCACAACAGCGGACAACAUUUCAAUCGAAAUUGAUCAAUCAUCCAACAAAGAGCAAGCAAAAGAAUGUAAGAAAAAUUCCAACAAAUUCAAACAGGGUAAAUGUAGACCGAUGCCAUUAAUCAAAGACAUGAAUGAAUCAAUGUCAUCAUCAUCUUCGAAUCAACCAAAUGCUGGCGAUGAAACAACAAAAGGGUCAGAGGUCAUUAAAUGUUAUAGUCAUGUACAACAAUCAUUCUUAUCAUCAUCAACACCAUCAUCACCGCUAGUGAUUACACCGACAACGAUUGGACAGCCAAAUAAAUCAUUACGACGACAAAAAAUUGCUAAAUUCAAGUCUUCAAGCACAAUAUCUAAUUCAUCAACAUCCAGUAGUAAUUCGUUAGCACAACGAAGAGCUGUCAUCAAAAUGCUGACUGCCGUUGUCGUGGCAUUUUUCAUAUGUUUCGCUCCAUUUCAUGCACAACGUUUGAUGGCAAUCUAUGUGAAAAAUCCAUCCGAUUAUGAGACGAUUGCAUUCACAUUGUUAACUUAUAUUUCUGGUGUGACAUAUUAUCUAAGUGCGACAAUCAAUCCCAUAUUAUAUUCAAUCAUGUCCGUACGAUUUCGUCAGGCAUUUCAUGAUACAUUCGUAAGGACAUUUUGUCCAUCUGUUUUCAAUCAAUUCGACCAUCGUGGAACAACACGACAGAUGUAUUGUUCAACUUAUAGUCAUCACCAUCAGCAGCAACACAUGUCAAGUGGUAAAUUGAUGAAUGUUCGUGAAAAAACAAUCAUUAAUCGUCAUGAUCAAUCAAUAACCGGAAAACAAACAGCAACGACAACAACAAUACCAAAGAAUGGAAUGACACAAAUUGACGAACAUUGUUCUGCUGAUAAUAAAAAUAUUUAUCGAACAAAUGAAAAUGAAAACGGCUGAUAUGAUGAUUCAUUUUAUCAUCAUUGUCAUUAUUGUAUACAGUCACUGACAUAAAUUUCGCUUCAAUUUUCGGAAAAAAUUUCUGUAAAUUUUCUCUCCUCUUUUUUGAUUAAACUUUUUUUUCACCUC
Dermatophagoides farinae (American house dust mite) is the source of this 2675-nucleotide messenger RNA. RefSeq lists its product as uncharacterized. The record is from RefSeq and is a predicted model, not a curated record. Lineage: Eukaryota; Metazoa; Arthropoda; Arachnida; Sarcoptiformes; Pyroglyphidae. Gene Ontology annotation, cellular component: plasma membrane. Gene Ontology annotation, molecular function: neuromedin U receptor activity. Gene Ontology annotation, biological process: neuropeptide signaling pathway.